Molecule: messenger RNA, 3551 nt
Organism: Paramuricea clavata
Lineage: Eukaryota; Metazoa; Cnidaria; Anthozoa; Malacalcyonacea; Plexauridae
Source: the annotation of a GenBank genome assembly
CACCCGUACCCACCACCUCUAAUGUCUCAAUGCUCGUACCCACCAUCGUCAAGAGCCCCAAACCCAUAUCCAGACCCCCAAACCCAUAUCCAGAAACCAGAAUCCAGAAUUUGGAUGCAGAGGUAGCAAAACAGAUACCUGUCAGAACUACGGCAUGUAAAUUAAACUUGAAGCCCUGUCGUAAUGUUGAUGUUAACAAGCGAGAUACUAAGAAUACGAAACAAUCUCGAUAUGUAAAUUUUAAUAAUUUAAUUUAUGUCAAUUGUACAAAGGAACAAAAGACUUAUUUUAUGCCUAUCAACUUUUGUCUGCUGAAUUCGAACACCAGAUCAAUAAAUAGGAAAGAACUUUUUAUUAAUGACUAUGUCUCUGAGAACGAUAUUGAUAUUCUGGCAAUGACUGAGACAUGGUUACGUGAGGAUGAUAACGAAUUUUCUAUUGCUGAAAUCUGCCCAACAGGGUAUCACUUUUACCACGUUACAAGGAAAAAUGCCCGAGGUGGAGAAGUUGGUCUCUUACUGAAGAAAUAUAUUAAAGCCAAAAAACAAUCCCAGAGAAAAUUCUCUUCUUUUGAAUAUAUUGAUGUCACCCUGAACUACCGUAACACUUGCACCAGAACGAUUGUCAUUUAUAGACCACCGCCAUCGAAGACUAACAAACUAAGCAGUUCAGUAUUUUUUGAAGAAUUCUGCAUACUUGUAGAACAGUUGAUCAUAUUACCUGGCAAUAUAUUAAUAGCAGGAGACUUUAAUUUCCAUGUAGAUAACAUUACAGAUCCAGAUACUACUAAACUCAACAGGAUACUGGAAUCGUUUAAUUUACAACAGCACGUCAAUGGGCCAACCCACACGAAAGGCCACACUUUAGAUUUGAUUAUAACAAGGAAUGAAGAUGAAUUAGUUACUGGUAUCAGAAUACAUGAUCCAGUAAUAUCAGAUCAUCUUGCCAUACAUUGUACAUUAAAAUUAGAGAAACCACCAUUGGAGCAAGCUGAAAUUUACUAUCGAAAAUUAAACAAUGUAAACAUGAAUAGUUUCAAUGAAGAUCUAAAAGUGCUAGAUUUAGAUGAUGAUUAUGAUUAUGAUCUCCCAGUCCUUAUUGAUAAAUAUGAAAAUACGCUGAAAGAAACAUUACAGCAACAUGCCCCACAAAAACGACGAAUUAUAACUCUCCGUCCUCUAUCACCAUGGUACAAUGAAGAGAUUGGUCAAGAAAAAAGAAAUCGCAGGAAAUUAGAGCGCCGCUGGCGCGCAUCUGGAUUAUGUAUUGACAGACAGUUAUAUGUUAAACAAUGUGAGACAGUGAAUGCCAUGAUAAAGAAUGCUAAAACAACAUACUAUUCAUCGGUUAUUUCUAGCAAUGCACAUAAUCAGAAAGUGUUAUUUAGUACGGUUGAUAAAUUACUCCAUCGAAAGUCAGAAAAGCGCUAUCCAACUGCGUCAUCAACCACAGAACUCGUGAAUAAAUUUGCAGAUUUCUUCAGUAAUAAGAUUACUACUAUACGGCAAGAACUAGUCAUUGAUUCUUCCCACUGUAAUCAGCUAAAUCAAGAGGAGCAAUAUGUACAAUGCGCUAAAUUCAUUAACUUUCAAGAAGUCACGGAACAUGAAAUUAAAAAUAUUAUUGAUAUAGUUGGAAAAAAAUCUUGUGAACUUGAUCCAGUUCCCGCAAAAAUCUUUCAAAGAUGUCAGAAGACUCUCUUACCUAUAAUUACUAAGAUCAGUAAUGAGUCACUUCAGUCAGGUUGUAUGCCUGGAAAACUAAAAGAAGCCGUGUUGAAACCAAAACUAAAGAAAGAUUCGUUGGAAUACGAAGAAUACACAAAUUUUAGACCUAUUUCAAAUUUAAAACUCCUGUCUAAAGUAAUUGAGAAGGCCGCCGCCGGUCAGCGUCUGGAACAUUUGGCUAAUAACAACCUAGAAGAACCUUUCCAGUCGGCAUAUAAACGUUUUCAUAGCGUGGAAACAGCCCUAUUAAAAGUGCAAAACGAUAUUCUUGUGGCUAUUGAUAAUCAUAAGUGUGUUGUGUUGUUACUACUAGAUAUGUCAGCAGCAUUCGAUACUGUUGAUCACGAAAUUUUAUUACAAAGAAUGUUCAAACGAUUUGGGAUAGAUGGACAAGUAUGGAAAUGGUUUCUAACAUGUUCUGGUAGUUCGUUGCACAGUUUCGGUGCCGCAUAUGAGAACGAUCGUUCACCAUAGUUAACCAAUUUUACUGAGGGUAUUGUGAGCAGUCCCUUGGAUGAAGAGCGUAAAUUUGCUGAUGGUGUGUAAGGUUUUAGCAUAUUGUUAAUGUAAUGUGGAGCAGCACCAUUCAGGGAUUUAUAUGUAAUAAGAACAAUUUUAUAGAUGAUGCCUUGACUAUUGGGAAGCCAAUGUAAUUGUUUCAUUAAUGGAGUAACAUGGUCGUAUUUUCUGCUUCCUGUCACCAGACGAGCAGCACAGUUUUGCACAUUCUGUAACCGAUCCAUAAGAAAUUUAGGUAGUCCGUAUAGCAAAGAGUUGCAAUCAUCCAGUUUCGAUGUAAUAAAGGCAUGAACUAGGGUUUGGAUAUCUGAUUUUGAUAAGUACUCUUUUAUUCUUGCUAUUUUUCUCAAAUGGAAAAAACUGUUCUUGCAAAUGUUGGUAAUAUGUUUAUCCAUGGACAUGUGUUGAUCGAAGGUUACACCGAUGUUUCGUGCUGAAGUACUUGGUUGAACUAUUGACUUAGAUAUUUCUAUAUGGUGUACAGCAGGGCAAAAACGAUUUCGUGCAUUGAUUACUAGUAACUCAGUCUUGUCCCCAUUCAAUUUUAAUUUAUUUUUGACCAUCCACAAAUCAAUCUCCUUCACACACAUUUCAAUUUGUACCAGUGCUCCCGCUUUUUCUUCAGUGGUUGACUCAAAAGCGAGAUAUAAUUGCGAGUCAUCUGCGUAAAAGUGAAAGUCAAGACCAUGACCUCUAAUGAUAUCACCAAGGGGUGAAGUGUAUAGUAAAUAUAAUAUAGGUCCGAGAACUGAUCCUUGUGGGAUUCCACAGCUCAAGUCUUUAGAGAUAGAUUUAACACCAUCAAUUACUACACUUUGCGUUCUAUUUUGAAGAUAGGACUGAAAGAGUGAGACCUUGCCUAUUUUUAAAACUAGAUUAAAGACACAUCUUUUUAAACAGUGUUAUGACUAAGUACUAUUUUAACAAGAGUAUUACCAAUUUUAUAGUAUUUUAUAUAGUUUUGUUUUAAUAUUGUCAACAUUUAUAGUAUAAAGUAAUUUUAUAUUCAUAAUGAAAAGAACAUAUAAUACUUUUAGUAUAGUUAAUGUAUGUAUUACCAACCUUAGUAUUAUGCAUGUACUUAUAUAUAGUAUAUAUUUUUAACACUUAAUGUUAAGCGCCAUUGAGCUACAGGAAAUGGCGCUAUAUAAAUGAGUAAUAAUAAUAAUAAUAAUAAUAAUAGUAUCGAUCUUUCAUGUUGUAACACAAACACAUCGGCUGAAUCUGCUAGAACGGCUUCUGCUAUAUUCGCUUGUUUUCGCCAUGCUCUGGAUGCAAUUGAAUAGUCUCGUUGUAAUAGCUGAC